This is a messenger RNA of Solanum dulcamara, 1361 nucleotides long. RefSeq names its product peroxidase 22.3-like. The transcript is spliced from 3 exons. The coding region runs from base 132 to 1088 and encodes 318 amino acids. NCBI's taxonomy places the organism in Eukaryota, Viridiplantae, Streptophyta, Magnoliopsida, Solanales, Solanaceae. The record is from RefSeq and is a predicted model, not a curated record. Gene Ontology annotation, molecular function: peroxidase activity; heme binding. Gene Ontology annotation, biological process: response to oxidative stress; hydrogen peroxide catabolic process.
GCUAAACCUAGAACAUUGUCGUGUUUCCAUAGUCAACAUUUGUCCUAACUAUAAAUAAACACACAUUUUACACUCUUCCUCACACCAAAGCACAUAAGCGUGUAGCAAUUUCAUAAACUAGAGCAUUUCAAAUGGCUUCUUAUAGCUUCUUUUUUCUUCAUGUGUUAGUCAUGUUUUCUCUAGCAAGCAUGACACUUUCGAAUUCUCUUUCACCUUAUUUCUACGAUCAUGUUUGUCCUGAAGCUUUGCCAGCCAUAAAACGAGUCGUUGAGGAUGCAGUCAGGCAAGAGAGGCGAAUGGGUGCCUCUUUGCUACGUUUACAUUUUCAUGAUUGUUUCGUCAAUGGAUGUGACGGUUCAAUUCUUUUAGACAAAACGUCUACCAUUGACAGUGAAAAGACUGCAGUACCUAAUAACAAUUCUAUUAGAGGAUUUGACGUGAUUGACAAAAUCAAGUCGGAGGUUGAUAAAUGUUGUGGACGUUCUAUUGUGUCUUGUGCAGACAUUGUCGCUGUUGCAGCUCGUGACUCUGUAGUUGCGUUAGGUGGACCAACAUGGGAAGUGCCACUGGGAAGAAGGGAUUCCACUACAGCAAGUAGAACCACAGCCAACAAUGAUAUCCCAACUCCAUUCAUGGACUUACCUGCACUUAUCAACAACUUCAAGAAGCAAGGUUUGGAUGAGAAAGAUCUCGUCGCUCUCUCUGGAGGACAUACACUAGGGUUUGCUCAGUGUUUCACCUUCAGGAACCGCAUCUACAAUGAGACUAACAUCGACUCCACUUUUGCAAGACAACGCCAAGCCAAUUGUCCACGCAGUGGAGGCAAUUCCAACCUUGCUCCACUCGAUCCAACUCCAGCUCUUUUCGACUCAAAAUAUUUUAGUAACUUGGUAUCCAAGAAAGGACUUCUGCACUCUGAUCAAGCACUGUUUAACGGAGGUCAGACUGAUAAUCUUGUUAAGAAAUAUAGUAUCAACCUCGGGAGUUUCUCUAAAGAUUUUGUCGAUUCUAUGAUUAAGAUGGGAAAUAUCAAGCCAUUGAUAGGGAAUCAAGGCCAAAUUCGCGUAAACUGCAGGAAGGUGAACUAAGAGUUGGUAAUUGAUGAUGUUGAUCAUGAAUAAAGCGUUUCAAGAAUUUGAUUGUUUUCAAGUGUAAUUGUGAUCUUUUAUCAAAAGCCUCUCUUGACUCUUCCAUCAAAUUGUAGAGUUGUGUGGUAAUUUUUUCAUUAGUGAGAGAUUGGAUCUUGUUGUUUUGAUUGCUCAAUAAAUCGAAGAUGUGUUUUGAAUGAACGAGUUCCUUUUACCUUUGAUGUACUAUUGAUUAUUUUGAAAGAUUUCUUGCAUGUUGAUAGAUUUUAGUGA